GAGACUGAAGGAUUUGACUGAAAGAUUUUAUACCUCAUUAGAAAAGGCUCAAACACUCCCUGUAUUGAGGAAAUGUGCUACUCAAUAUAUAUGGUAUUAUCUACAUGAUGGUAACACAACUGUGUUGACAUUUAAAUUACAAAAUGCUUUUGAAAUAAUGAAGUCUGAUGUAGAAGCAGUUUGUAUUUUCAGUCACGUGUAUUAUGUGGGAUUGUAAGCAACUUCUAUGCAGGUGUGUGCUCAUAUUUCAUUGUACCUACACUGCUGAGAGUGGUUUAAAGUGGAUAUAGGACCUGGACAUAAUGUGGAACCGAGCUGGGAUUUCAAAUGGUGCUCCUCUUCAAAUGAAUGGAUAUCCCUUUUAUCAGCUACCAGCUCCAUACAGCCAUAACCAGAGGACCACAACAUUUCGACACCCAGUAACUGGAGAGAUUUCCCCAGAAAACAAAGACUUUAUCCUGAAAGAACAGCCAAAGUUAUACAUGUCCAAGCAACAAGUAAACCAAAGGCCUUCAAGUAUGGUCAGCGAACCUUCCACUGCAGUAACUACAUCCACUGUUGAUACAACAUCUGGGUCAAAAGCUUCAAGGUCCAGUGGUAAAGUUCACAGCUUUGGUAAGAGAGAUCACUCCAUCAAAAGGAACCCUAAUGUCCCUGUUGUGGUGAGAGGAUGGCUUCAUAAACAGGACAGUUCUGGAAUGAGGUUAUGGAAGAGGCGAUGGUUUGUUCUUGCCGAUUACUGCUUGUUUUACUACAAAGACAGUAGAGAAGAAGCUGUGUUGGGGAGUAUUCCUUUACCCAGUUAUGUGGUUUCUCCUGUCAUACCCGAAGACCGUAUAAACCGCAAAUACUCAUUUAAGGCUGUCCAUUCAGGGAUGCGAAACUACAUUCAUAAUAAGAACUCUGUAAUUGGCCCUCAGGCAGAGCAUUCUGGGAUGAGGACUUACUAUUUCAGUGCUGACACCCAAGAGGAUAUGAAUGGAUGGAUCAGGGCCAUGAAUCAAGCAGCAGUCCUGCAAACAUGUACAUUGAAGAGAGAAUUCGAAAUGGAAAAACAGCCAGGACCUCAAUCUAAUCACAUAGAUACCAGUAAAAGCACUGUAGUAAUUGAAAGCUCUGAGGACAAGGAGAAUCCUAUGAAUUUUGAAGGUGACUCUCUUCAUUUGUCCAGACAUGAAAGAAUACGAAAAAAGGAGGCUACACUAAGGUACGAUGUUCAGAAAAGCGCAUUAGAUGAACAAGGAAGAAAACAAGAACAUCAUAAGCACUUAGGAACUACACCUGUAAAUGACACUUGCACAGAAACAUUAAGUUCCUCUCAGUCAUGGACUGCACAGCCUCAGCACGUCCAAAGAAAUGGAACAAUUCCCAAUGCAAUAACAUCCUUAAGUCCAGUGGCACAGAAUGGCACCAGCACUCACAAAAGAGGAUUUGUUCCCAGGUCAGAAACUGACAAAGAAGCUCAGAGGAAAAGUAACCUGGUUCAGGUAGAAGACUGGGUAAAAGUCCAUAAGGGCGACAACAAAAGCCUUGCUUCUGAACAAACUCUUACACGACGAACCUCCAGCCAGUCUCAGCCUCAGUCUGAUAAAUAUCAGUCACUGCCAAAGAAUACCAGACAGCCUUCAGGAAACUCCCCUCCCCCUCCUAGCCGUGACUUGCCCAGUGACUACAGAUAUGCACAGGACCGCAUCAGCCAUAUCAGAAUGUCAAACGAAGAAAGGAAAGCCACAAAGGAGGGUACAGUGUGGCAGCUUUAUGAAUGGCAGCAAAGACAGCAGUUCAAACAUGGCAGCCCAACAGCCCCACCAUAUGUAACUUCACCAGAUUAUGCAGAUACAUCUGGGGUGAAGACAUCAUUAGAGGUGCCUCGAUCCAUCUCUGUUCCACCAUCUCCUUCAGAUAUCCCUCCACCUGGACCUCCAAAAACUUUAUCACCAAGGAGGCCGCACACUCCUGCAGAAAGACUUACUGUUAGGCCAUUAAAUGAGAGAGUGAUUGUGGAUAUUCCCUUAACAGGUUCGCCUGGACGAAUACAUCACAUGACUAGUAAGAAUGCAUCACAUGCUGAUAGACGGUCCAUGCCUUCCAUGGGGUACAUGACCCAUACUGUAAGCGCCCCCAGUUUACAUGGAAAGUCGCCUGAAGAGCUUACCUUGCUUCUCAUUCGUUUAAGGAGACAUCAGGCUUUGCUGACUAGUUUACGAAAUUACACACUCAACCAGUUACAGCAAUAUGAGCCAUAUAAAUCCACUUUUCAGGUGGAUGACACGUACCUACAGUUAAAGAAGGAUUUGGAAUACCUAGACCUUAAGGUCUCAGGAAGUGAUGCAGCCUCAGAACGGAAAACAAAACCAGUCAAAGUUGCAGAAAGUGAUGUUGAUGUUACACUUAGCAGACUCUGUGAACAUGACAGAGUUUUACAAGACCUUGAAGACAAAAUAAGGGCCCUUAAAGAAAACAAGGACAAGCUAGAAUCUGUGCUGGAAGUGUGUCACAGACAGAUGGAGCAAUACAGGGAACAACCACAGCAUACGGAAAAGAUUACCUGUCAACAAAGGCUUUUACAAGAAGACUUGGUACAGAUCAGGGCACAGAUGUCCAAAGUUUCCACAGAAAUGGAAAAUGCCUGGAAUGAAUAUGUCCGACUAGAAAUGAAUGUGAACCAGUUAAGGAAUACUUUACAGUCACAGAUGAAACAAGCAAUUUUUCCACAAGAGAAAGCUCAAUUACAGAGGGACUUCUGGCGAAUUGAAGAUGUUAUGGCGGGCCUUAGUGCAAACAAAAUCAACUACAAAAUCAUUAUCGAGUCUAUUAAGAAUCCCGAGCGAAAAACAGUGCCUUCAUUGCUUUCAUCUACAGUGCCUUCAUCGUUCAGUAUAUGGGACAGAAAGCCUGCAGCUCUACAAAGUCCUCCACUCAGUCCUACGCUGCCUUCUGUGGAGUUUAGGCUUCAGCCUCCAUCACAGCCUUAUGCUCAGCCUCAGCAACAGAAACACACACAGCCUUCAGUCCAACAGCAUCUCAGGCUACACACUAACAUUGUGCAAGAUGAAGCUCCACCUAGACCUCCUCUUCCAGAUAUGUAUGGUAUGGAUGAUGCCCCACCUCUUGUGCCUCCGCUCCCCAGGGAAGCCAGUAUUAUCAGGCAUACAUCAGUUCGAGGUCUGAAACGGCAGUCUGAUGAAAGGAAGAGAGACAGAGAACACGGACAGUAUGUCAAUGGGGACUAUAAGAUGGAGCUACGUUCCUAUAUGAGUGAACCUGAACUGGAAAGUAUAGGAAGAGGUUUCAAUAAGUCACUCGUUGGCAUUUCAGGUUUUGACAGUGGUUACCAGACGCUGCCGAGCAGAGGUUUGUCUGGAUCAACUUCAAAACUAUACCAGCCAUCAGUUCUUAGUUCAUAUGCAACACUUCAAAGAGGGGCAACAACAGACAGCUCCAAGGAGAGACCAAAAAGUGCCUUGGAGCGGCUGUACUCUGGAGAGCACCAAAGAGGCCGGAUGAGUGCUGAGGAACAGUUAGCACGAAUGAAGAGGCAUCAGAAGGCACUAGUGCGUGAGCGAAAGAGGACGCUUAGUCAAGGAGACAGGCAAUCUACUGCUUCUGCUAAAGCAUCCAGCAGACCCGUCUCCGCAGAUAUAAGCUCAUGGAAACGAGAGCAGGAGUUUGAUUUACAGCUACUGGAGCGAGCAGUUCAUUAUGAAGAAAAGGAAAGAGCUCAACAAGACGGCUGGUUCAAGGUUCAGGCUGUACCUGUGGUGGAGACUGAUAUAGAGCCUGAAGAUUAUAAUUUGGAUAUUAGCAAAGAGUUGUCCAAACCAGAAAAGGUUUUGAUUCCAGAGCGCUAUGUUGAACUUGAACCUGACGAGCCUCCCACAUGUGAAGAACUAGAAGAACGGCACCGGAAAGUGGAAAGAAUAAAAAGUAUUCUUACCAGAUCAAGCAUGCACAAUAUACCUGUUUGUAUUCCACAAGAAAAACAUAACUCAGUGGAUUUAGAUUCUCAGCUGGAAGAACAAGAACGCAUUAUAACUAUUUCUUAUGCCUUGGCAUCUGAGGCUUCUCAGAAGAGCAAGCAGGUAGCAGUUCAACAACAAGUCUACCCAGUCAAUUCACCUUCUGCACCUCAAUCAUCUCACUCACCAGUAAGCAAUGGAUUUCACUACACGUUUGUGUAAACGACUAAAAACCAAAGCUGUGACUGAACGUUGACACUGUGCAAGACAGCAUUUUGGAAGAAGAGUACAAGAUUUCACUUAUAUUGCCUUUCACUGAAGAUGUGUACAAUUUAAAAAUUGCUAUUUUAAAAGGCAAUAUAGGCAAAAAGAUGGGACUGACAACAAUGUCGUGAUAUAAUAAAUGCAAAUCAGUAUUGGUUUGUUGAUGUCCAUCUUAAUUAAAGAAGUGUUUUAUACUGUUA
This is a messenger RNA of Protopterus annectens (West African lungfish), 4423 nucleotides long. It is a transcript of the gene PLEKHA7, whose product is annotated as pleckstrin homology domain containing A7. NCBI's taxonomy places the organism in Eukaryota, Metazoa, Chordata, Ceratodontiformes, Protopteridae. The transcript has 27 exons. Bases 303 to 4181 code for a protein of 1292 amino acids. The record is from RefSeq and is a predicted model, not a curated record.